Molecule: messenger RNA, 1270 nt
Organism: Lucilia sericata (common green bottle fly)
Lineage: Eukaryota; Metazoa; Arthropoda; Insecta; Diptera; Calliphoridae
Product: cilia- and flagella-associated protein 157-like
Exons: 2
Coding region: 137-1270 (377 amino acids)
Source: RefSeq, a predicted model, not a curated record
GUCAAUUUUAGUUGCGUUCUGUUUUCUAAUAAAAAUAAAGAAUAUCUAAAAGGUAAUUUAUAAAUAAAAGUAGAAAUACACAGUAGAAUUACAGUUUUUAGUUGUGCACACAUAUUUAUUGCCGAACCAACAAAACAUGAAUCAACAAGGAAUUACUAAAAAGAUACCAAUUCCCAAAGAUUCCAACAGAGUCGAUAAUUUAAAUGAGGUUCUUAAUGACUUCGUCGAGUUGUCGAAAAUAUCACAAAAAUUGAAAGUAAAAUACACAAAUUUAGAAGAAGAGCUUCAGGACCACCUUAAUAUAAUAUCGUUAUUAGAGAACGAUAAAGCUACAUUUGAAAGUCAAUUAAAAGUAACCCAAAAAAAAUUAAAUGAUACUAAAUUAAAUAAUAAUCGUCUUUUGGAAGAAAACUCAAAAAUACCGAUAUUAAAUGAAAAAAUUACAAACUUAGAAUGUCAAUUGAAAGCUAUCUCAAAGAACCUUCAAGAAAAUACCACUAAAUAUACCAAUCAGUUAAAAGCGGCUAAUGCAGAAAAAGCUGCAUUAAAUGAUAAACUAAAACAGAUAUCUACAGAGCUAGAUUCAAAAAAUUUAGCUUGUGCUAAAUUAUCUGAAGAAAAUUCGAAAAUUUCGAACUUAAAUGCAGAGAUUUCAAAACUAAAAAAACAAUUUCAUCAAACAUCUUUGGAAAAUGAGUUAAUUAAAGAAAAAUUCGAAAAACUUACAGCAGAAAAUGCAACAUUAGUACUAUUGAAACAAACGUCGCUGGAAUUGGAGAACGAAAUUUCAAAAUGUACUCAGCUAUCGUUAGAGAAUGUGGAACUAAAAAAUAAUUAUGAAAAACUUACAGCUGAAAACUCAACAUUAAGAGUAAAACAAGACGAUAUUUAUAAAACAACAUUGAUGCUAAAUCAGAAUGUCAAUACACUGGAACAAAAACUUAAACAUGUAACAUUACAGUUAGAAAAAGAAAUUGCGACAGGUAUUCAAUUAAACGCGGAGAAUCAAAAACUAAAAUCUUUAAGCCCAGCUACAAGAUCAGAAUCAGGACAAAUAGAGGAGAAUAUGAAAAUCCAGCAACUUGAAGAAAAGCUUAAGCAGUUGUCAGCUGAGCUUGAAAAAGAAGUUUCUAAAAAUAGCGCACUUGGAGAAUAUAACAAGCAGUUGGAUCGACUUAUAAGUGGAUUGAAAUCAAAAGCUAAAUCAGAAACUGUUUCUACAAAAUCAGUGGAAAAAUUUGAAAAAACCACAGGAUCAAUUGAAGUUUAA